This is a messenger RNA of Drepanopeziza brunnea f. sp. 'multigermtubi' MB_m1, 1962 nucleotides long. The record is from RefSeq and is a predicted model, not a curated record. NCBI's taxonomy places the organism in Eukaryota, Fungi, Ascomycota, Leotiomycetes, Helotiales, Drepanopezizaceae.
AUGCCCCUCCCCAAGCUCACUCCGCUUCAGUCGCGACUCGCGGCAUCGCUAUUCGGAUCCAUGAUGUUGCUCCUAUUGUACUUGCUGCUCACAGCGCCCAAUUUUGCAUACGCCACCGAGGUCGAUUCGACACGACCGGAAGAUCACAACCAUGAGAGAUUAAUGGACUUCCCGCUCCUGGAUGAUUACCAUGAGCUGGAAUCGAAAGAAGUUGUCUAUGAAGCGAAUUUCUUCGGGGUGGAUAGCAUGAUCCUACCAAGAAACACGGCGCCGACAGCUUUGCUCAAUAAUCGGGUCGAGGCGACGAAUGUGCAGUUGGGACAAAGCUUCUAUUAUGUGUUUGCAAAUGCUUCGGUAUGGGGGGAGAAGUCUCCAGCGACACCGGGCCUACCAUCCGAGAUAAUACUGGACAAUAGGCGGCUAAGGAGGUCGGUGAAGGGAGUCUCGGAAGAGGGGGCAGACGCUGACGAAGGGAGUGAGCUCAGAAAACGGCAAACGACUGUGGAAAAUUACAGGACUGUAUAUAUCACAGUGACUACCUGUGAUCAACCAACCUCGAAUACAACCACUGAUCCUGCACCUCAGCUCCAACUAUACGUUUCCCAGUUUGCGAAUAAUACAAAUCCCGGGCCAGGAAAACCAUCAGCUCUCCAGGAUCUGGUACAGCUAGAGGGAGGGUACGCUUUGCAUGAAGUAAACGCUACGGGAGAUGUCUAUAUCAGCAUAUACGCUCAAAAUGCCACAGCGUACAAUGAAAAUGUCUACAGUGCUCAUAUAGCUGCUUCAAUCGAUGCACCAUAUCACAAGUACUGGAAUAGCUCAGACCCGAACCUAUUCCUCGUCGAUAGUGACGACUACUCCGCUCUCUUGUUUACAGAUCCGUUUAUCACCAACUCGACUAACACUACGCUGUUUGAAGAGUGGAUGGAUCAGCCUCCGCCAUAUGUCAUCUUUGCCAGCGAUGCAAAUGAUACCUUGACGGUAGGACUAGAGAGAUCAUACUGUGGUCUGAAGCGGAAAUCGUCGAUCCAAGCCUCUUUGCCCGGACAGACAGCCGGUACAAUAGUGACUGGUAUGACUGCAGUUGGAAACCAAUCUCUCCCAAAACAGUCGUUUUUUGUGAACGGAUUGGGAGCUGGCAAGACCUACAAAGUGUCUUUGGCAAUGGACGGAAAUUCCACAGCUUCAGGUACCGGUGUCGUAGGAGGAGGGGGUCAGGUCUUUGCCCAAACUAGCUUCGACAUGCUCUCAGGUGGCAAUUGUGCUGUGAUACACAAAUUAUCUUUCUGUGAUCAAACAGCCUACUCGGUACCUUCAAAUCCCAACGUCUUUCCCAACAUGAGCGCACUCGCCGCUUUCUACGACAACGCAACCCAAGCCAGCUUCGCCAACUUUGAAAAGGUGCUCGCUCAGAUUCCUUGCGAAACAACAUCUACUGCGCAGUACUCGCUUGCAAGGAAUUGUGCCGAUUGCCGCGAAGCGUACAAAACUUGGCUGUGCGCGGUGAGUAUCCCACGAUGUACGGACUUCACCAAGGAAAAGGACUGGCUCCAAGCUCGAGCUAUGGGCCAGCCUUUCCCCAACGGCACCCUCCUCCCUGAAGCGGACAGGGCACUUGCAAAUAUAACGGCUGGCGUCAACGCGUCUCGAAAUUCUCGUAUCGAUGAUCUUCUGGUUCCGGGCCCGUACAAAGAGGUCUUGCCGUGCGAUGAGUUAUGCUUCAAUCUUGUGCGGAGCUGUCCUGCAUCGAUGGGUUUCGGGUGUCCGCAAUUUGGGGACAUUGGGUUUAACGAAAGCUACGGCGUCAAGCCCAUGUUCCCUGGAGAUGCGAGUGGACGUAUCUCAAACAUUACGUGUAAUUCUCCUGGCACAAUCUACUACCUCUCGGCUGGCCGACAGGGACUGUCAUCGAUGGUGUUCACGAUUGCGAGCGCCAUGGUAGCAGGAAUUUUGUUUAUAUGA